This is a messenger RNA of Linum trigynum, 5751 nucleotides long. NCBI's taxonomy places the organism in Eukaryota, Viridiplantae, Streptophyta, Magnoliopsida, Malpighiales, Linaceae. The record is from the annotation of a GenBank genome assembly.
UUUUACUAAAAUAUCUAGAUAACACAGACUAGUAUUCAAAACAUCAUAAACUAGUAUCCAGAUAGCAGAUACCAACUAAUAUCCACAAUCAACCAACUAGUAUUCAAUAUGGAUACUCUUAUGUGUUAUCUGGAUACUCUUAUGUGUUAUCUGGAUACUAAUUAUGUUCUGUAUGGAUACUAUUCUGUGUUGUUUAGAUAUUAGUUUGUGAAUUUGGGUUAAUGGUUGAUUCAUGGUGGAUAUCAAUUAGCGAACCUUGAAUACUAGUCUGUGCUCUCUAGAUACUUUAGUACUUGGAUACUAGUUCAUGUAUUUUGAAUAUCAGUUAGUAUCUGCUAACGAAUCUUCAAGUUAGCAGAUUAACUUUUUUCUUUGUUUUUAAUAUUAAAAAGUAACACGCCAAAGGUAACAAAGCCGAGUUGGUCGGGAGUGUGGUCUUUCGGGCUUGAGAAGUGUGAGGUCUCAGGUUCGAACCCCGCUACACCACUUGGUGUUCCCGGAGGCACCGCGAGUGCUGGAGACGAAGUCUCCUCCUAGUAUCGGAUGUUAGGCCUUGAAAUGUUGCUGAUGCAGGUACUCCCCGGGUUUAGUAGACAACGCUGCCACAAAGUGGCAUGUGGGGUUGAGGUUCCUUGGGAAUAAAAAAAAAGUAACACACAUAAAAAGGUAGGUACAUAGUUGGAAGAAAAAAUAACCCAACAAUCUCUACGAAAAAAUCUCAACAAUCCCACAAAAAACUUGAGAUUUAGGGGACGUUUGGAAGUUGCGAUAGUUUUGUUGAGAUUGUCAUUAUGCAUGUAUUGUUUACAAUGCAUCAUUUUUUUUGUUUUUUGUUUUUUUAGCAGAAACAAUACAUGGAUUGUUUAUGUGAUGUGACAGAAACUAUCACUCAUUUUGAGUGAUUGUUAUAUCUCAACUUUUAGUUGUGAUUGUUGACAUAGUUGAGUUGAGAUUGUUUUGUCUCAGUUUUUAGCUGAUGCGACAUAGACAAUCACACAUACCAAACGUUGUAUUCUACAAUGCAUCAAAUUCGACAAUACAUGUAUAAUAUUAUACAUGCAUUCUCAACAAUACAUCUAUUUAACAAUCACAACUUCCAAACGACCCCUUAACUAUCACUCAUUUUGAGUGAUAGUUUGUGUCACAUCAAGCAAACAAUGCAUUUAUUGUUUGUGCAGAAAUUAAAAAAAAACAAUGCAUUGUUGACAAUACAUGCAUUGUAACUAUCUCCAUCAAACAAUCACCAAAACCAAACGACUCCGUAGUCUAUGUAAACUAAUACUUUGAUAUUUUCGGUGACCGGUAAUCAAACACGAUAGUGUUUAUCUAUAGUAAAUUAUGAAAAGGAUGAUGGAUAUCUCUAUUCCCUAAUAUUCUUUAUCAAUAUAGUUACAUUUCAUGUAUGUACAAAUUUUCAUGUUGUGUAUAUCCUCUGUCAUGCUUUGACUACUAUGAAAUCUCUCACACGAGCACAAAAUCGUUAAAGUAUUUCUUCUCCAAUACAUGUUAAGAGCUCAUAUUCGAACAAAUAUCUCUAAAGUCAUUAGCCCAUAUUUGAACUCUACUUCUAAGAACGAGAUGAGUAUAUCGAACCUAAUUAAUAGCGGCUCAUUCUCUAACAUCAUCUGGUUAGCUAUUGAGAUUUUUCUUUUCGUUCUUAAUCGUGACUAUUAUAUGUUACCAAAGCAUCUACCCUUACCAAUCAUUCACGAAAUAUGAUCGCACAAAUUAAUAUAUCACUCACUAUAGAGCAAAUUGUAUGACAGUAAAUAGUAAAUACGAAUCGAAAUCCUAUACUUCAAUUAAACUACAAGCACGAUCAACCACCAUAUCAUCCUACCAAAAUAUGCAAAUACAACAGAGAAAGGCAAGAAAAAAGGGAAUGGUUUCUUAUACUAUUGGAAACUCUAAUGAUGGCAAUUUGAACUCGACCCAAGCUAGUGUGGGUAAUAUCAGAUUCACAAGAGCACUUCUACUAUGCUAUAUAGUAUUGGUGUUUUAAUGUACAACUUAAAGUUGUACCAUAACAUUAAAUGUAUAAGUUUAGGUUGUACCAUAAAGCAAUUUGUAUCAUUAUGUUAUGGUACAACUUUACAACUUGAAGUUGUACCAUCACAUAAAGGUACAAGUUCAAGUUGUACCAUAAAAGAAUUUGUACAAAAAGUAUAGGUACAAUCUGAAGUUGUACCAUAACGUAAAUGUACAAUUUUAAGUUGUACCAUAAAUGCAUAUCCCUAUAGCACCAAUACUAUAUAGCAUUGUAAAAUUUCUCGAUUCACAAUUGUAUGGAAUAUAACAUGGGUACUAUUUUGUCCUCUCUUGUCCUCUCCAGUCACGUUCUAUUUCAAUAUCUUUCUACUAACUGAACUCUAUUAAUCUACUGAUUAUCUCUAUUUUUCAUUUAUAAACUAUUUUUCCUUUGUUUUUUCGUUAAAAAAUAAAACUCUUUCUUAAAAUAAUGUGUAAGAAUGGGUUGACUUGUAUCCACGUAGGUAUAUAAAUAGUGUUAAAAUAUCAAUCUGGCCAAAUCCCAGCAAAAUAUAUAAAUAGAGAGGUACAGAAUCUGACAUAAUCCUCUAACAAUCCCCUCAAGUAUCACACAUAAUGGAGCACCACAAACCACAACUGACUAGCCAACUAACUUAACUGGGUUACUGCAAAAAUUGCAGACCUGCAACAUUACACAACUCCCUUGCACAGCUUCAAAGUCUCCCCAAUGCCAACUUUCAGCAUAUUAGUUUAACAUCAUCCGUGGCCAAAUCGGAUUAUCACGAGCUGAACAUAACAUUAAACAAAGUUUAGCAGUUUUUAUUGUAACUUAACAUAGCUGUUCAAAGGGUUUUUCAUAGAGAGAGAAGGAAAUCAAUGGAUGGAUGGAUGGCUGGCUGGGAUUUAGCUCUCUGUUAAAGCUGGUUUCUUUUAACCAUUUUACCAUAUUUAGGACCUUAAUAUUGUCUUGUUAGUUGUUUCAUAAUCAUUUUUAGUCUGUUAAACCAUCUUUUUUCCUUCUUCUUGUUAUUAAUGAUUGAUACACCUCUCUCCCGCCAUCUCUCUCUCUCUAACGAAUUCGACAUUAUAUAUGUACAUAUUUUAAACUCAGUUGUUCUCCCUUUCCAAUUCAGGAGGAUCCUCCAUCCAUCCUUCAAUCAAUUCAUCCCCCAUUUCUCCUUUUGCCAAAUAGGUAAAACUAAAGGCUCAAUCUUCAAUCUUCCCCUUUUCUCCUCCCCUGUUUUCUUCCUAAUCAUGAUGAAUUGUGUGUACAUAUGGUUGUUGCGAUGAAUUGCAGGACAUUGAGGAAGAAGAACAUCAAUCAUGGCGGAUACGAUGUCUGGAAUUCUUCCGGACAAGAAUCCCAGACCGGGGCUCGACGAGCUCUCGGAGGAAGAGAUGAAGAAGAAGAAGGCAGGGGGAGGAGGGGGAUCGUUCAAGAAGAAGGUGUCGAACAGGUUCCGGAGCUCGCUGACGAAGAAGGGUCGCCGGAACAGCAGGGUGAUGUCGAUCGCCGACGAGAUCGACGCCGAGGAGCUGAGGGCCGUGGAUGCUUUCCGGCAGGCUUUGAUUCUCGACGAGCUUCUUCCGGCAAGGCACGACGAUCACCACAUGAUGCUUAGGUUUUUGAAGGCGAGGAAGUUCGACAUUGAAAAGGCCAAGCAGAUGUGGGCGGAUAUGAUCAACUGGAGGAAGGAUUUCGGUACUGAUUCGAUCAUGGAGGAUUUUGAGUUCAAGGAAGUAGAUGAAGUGAUGCAGUACUAUCCACAAGGGUACCAUGGAGUCGACAAAGAUGGCAGACCGGUGUACAUCGAGAAGCUCGGGGAAGUCGAUGCUAACAAGCUGGUUCAGGUUACGUCGUUGGAUCGAUAUGUGAAGUACCAUGUUCAGGAGUUUGAGAAGGCGUUUGCUUACAAGUUCCCGGCUUGCUCAAUUGCUGCUAAGAAGCACAUUGAUCAGAGCACCACCAUCAUUGAUGUUCAAGGAGUUGGGCUUAAGCAGUUCACCAAAACUGCCAGGGAGCUCAUCAGCAGGAUUCAGAAGAUCGAUGGUGACAACUACCCUGAGACGCUGAACAGGAUGUUCAUCAUCAAUGGUGGAGCUGGAUUCAGGCUUCUGUGGAACACUGUUAAAACGUUUCUGGACCCCAAGACUGCUGCCAAAAUCCAUGUUCUUGGGAACAAGUACCAGAGCAAGUUGCUUGAAGUGAUUGAUGCUAGUGAGCUUCCAUCAUUCUUUGGAGGCACCUGCACUUGUGCUGACAAGGGUGGCUGCAUGAGAUCCAGCAAGGGUCCAUGGAAUGAUCCUGACAUCCUCAAGAUGGUUGAAAACGGUGAGGGUAAAUGCCGUAGGAGGACAUUGUCUGGGAUUGAGGAGAAGUUAAUCCCUGAAGACAAGGAGCCCAUCAAGGUCUCCAGCAGCAAUGAAGCAGAGGACCUCAAACCUUAUCCAGUUCCUGUUCCUGUUCCUGAGGAUCAUCCCAUCGUCAACAUGAUGAGCAGGAUCACCCCAGACGAGUACGAGAAGUCCAUCCAAGUCAUCGAGAAGACCAUCGAUGCCAAUUGGAAAGCUUCUCCAGGAAAGGUUGAUGUUCUCCCUGAGGAUGGUGCCAUUGUUCCCGCAAACGGGAAGCACAUGAUUGGGGGGAUCAUGGCCGUGGUGAUGGGAGUGGUGUCGUUGAUCCGAAUGACAAAGACAGUGCCGAGGAAGCUGACCGAGGCAGCCAUCUAUGGCAGCAAGACCUACUACUCUGACUCCCUCAACGACCACGCAGCUGUUGCUGCUGGUGCCAGUGCCUUCACUGAAUCCUCCAUCACCACCUCGGACUACAAGAAAAUGAUGAUGAGAAUGGCUGAGGUGGAAGAUAAGCUGAACACUCUCUGCUCAAAGCCCGACGGGAUCCUUCCUGAGAAGGAGGCCAUGUUGAUGAACGCAAUUAACCGUGCUGAAGCCAUCGAGAAGGAGCUCUGUGCAACUAGGAUGUUGCUAGUGGAAGCUGUGGAGAAGCAGCAGGAACUCCUGGCUUACAUUGAGAAGAAGAACAAGAAGAAGAAGAGGUUCUUCGGGUUCUGAACGAGAAAUUAGUUGCUCCAUGACACAGGCUAAUUGAGGAUGUGAGGCUACUGAUCAUGCUUACUUCUUUUAUGUACUUUUUUGGGUUCUUGGGGGAUAUCCAUGACUGACUUGAGUCCUUUUGGCUCCUGGAUUGCUGCUUUGCUUUGUAUAUUAUUAAGUUAAUCUCUUCACAGGCUUUUGUAUAGAGCAGCAUUGUAAUGAAUUGUUACAACUUCUUGUAAUCUGAUUAAAUGGAGGGUUCUUUGCAUAUUAUUGAACAACAGCAUCCUGCCAAUGGUUCUACCCUAAGAGAAUUUAUUUAUUACUUUCCUCCUAUCUCUCAUUCGUAGCAAGUACGAAUGAGAAAAAUAUGAGUUCCAAGUAAGAACUCCAGAAUGCUAAAUGAUAGCAUAGCAGUCAUCAGAAAACACACCAGUAUCAAGACAAUAGUAAAACGAAAACAGAUACGGGAGAAGCGAAUCUCAACACAGCUUUUUCAUGUCUGUCUAGCAGUUAAUUUUUUCUUCACUUCUUACAGAGAGUCGGUUUGCUCAAUGCUUUAAGCAUACUUGUUCAUUGAUAAAAGUAGCUUACAUGAGUUACAUCUCAUUAUACCGUACAAUAGUAGCCGAGAAAUUUGUUCAUUUCACUCAGUUAUCUAUCAAAUAGUAGAGGCAUAGAUUUCAGGAAAAAAUCUCACAAUACUCA